This is a messenger RNA of Dinoponera quadriceps, 4143 nucleotides long. Its product is annotated as piggyBac transposable element-derived protein 4-like. The record is from RefSeq and is a predicted model, not a curated record. The transcript has 5 exons. NCBI's taxonomy places the organism in Eukaryota, Metazoa, Arthropoda, Insecta, Hymenoptera, Formicidae. Bases 1678 to 3381 code for a protein of 567 amino acids.
CCGAGGUAACAUUGCAAUGUGCUUCUGUUUCUCUGGUCUUCCCGCUAUUUCCCAUUUCCAUAUUGAUGUUAUAAUAUUGGUUGUUUUCCAUAUUUGUGACGACGUGCUCGGCAUUAGCAUUAAUAAAAUUCAUCAUUUAUCAAGAAGAUGAGGAGAUCAUGGGUUUUAAAGAUCAAACAUUUUGUCAAAUCUGAAUAAAUUCAUUGCAAAUAGACAUAACCUCCUCAUCGCGCAUGUGGUGAUGAUCAAAUCUUGUUUUGAUUCCGAUUUGUACAAGGUCCCUGCUUGGCUCAUGCAGGCAUUUUAUCAAGUUAAUAACAAACUUUGAGUUUGUUCUGAAAACGAGAAGGAACUGGCCCGUCGCACCUACACAUUGCUGAAAGAUCAAUGACCGAAGAACGAUUUAUGACAUACGAGGGCAAAUCAAUAAGUACCCGUGUUUGAAGACAAGCGGCGUUGCUGAUGCAAUUUGGCAAUACCACCGUGUACGUAGGCUGCUGAAAAAGUUUCUGCAAUCUAAUACUUCCAAUGGCGCCAACGUUCUGUUACUAUCAUAUCCGUAAAAUUAGACGUUUCUAACUUAUAAUUCAGUUGACAGUUUGUACCCAGCCAACUAGUUUUGUUUGCAUAGUAUUUUAAAAGAAGUUAUUUUGUGAGAAAAUGGAAAUUUCGUGUGAAAAUUUUCGGUCAAUGAGUUUUUACGAUUACAAAUGUAGUCUAUUUCCGAAACAAUGCAUCGAUCGACUUCAUUUGGCUUUUGAGGAUGAAGCACCAUCCAAUAGAACCGUUUAUAAUUGGUUUGCCGAAUUCCAGCGUGGACACACCUUUCUUAGUGACGAAUUUCGUGAAGGUCGUCUAUCCACGUCUGUUGUCACUAAUGUUGGUGCGUGAAAUGAUUCAGCGAGAUCGGCAUGUGACAUAUCGCGAGAUUCAAAUUUCGCCACAGUCAAAUUGGUCGAAUUGCGCUACGAAUUACUGCCGCAUCCACCACCGUACUCUCCGGAUUUGGCCCCCUGCGACUUCUUUUUGUUUGCAAACUUGAAAAAAUGGCUCGGUGGAGAGAGAUUCACGUCGAGUGAGGAGGUCAUCGCUGAAACAGAAGCUUAUUUUGCAGAGUUCGACAAAUUGUAUUUUUCAGAGGGGUUAAAAAAUGGCAGGGGCGUUGGGAAAAGUGUAUCCUCCUGAAAAGGGAUUACGUUGAAAAAUUAAAAAAAAAUUUGCGUGAGAAACUUGCGUCUUCAUUACUAACGGAUAAAAUGGAUGAAGGAGGAGAGUAUUUUGCCGAACUUCCCUUUAAACACUGUACAAGAAUUUGAACGAUUUCAACAAAAUCUCGUCGAGCCAUUGGAAGUACAAAAACUAUAUAUUUGAGAGAUAAAGAUGAUCGGAGGGUUUGAUCCGGACAAAUUCAUCAGAGCCACAUUGCGCUUCUUGAUGUCGGAUGAAAAACCAUUUCUAAGAUGAUGAACGUUCUUAACACUUUAUCGACCGCUAGCCUAUUAAUCGGCUUUUUGUCGCCAACGCUCAUCGACCGAUAGCAUAUUAAUCGGUUUUCACGGUGAUAAACAGUAUAAUUAUAUAAACAGUUGUUUGUUAUUUAGUAUUGAAGUAAAACUAGUUGCGUUGCUCUGUAAGCUCCCACAUUUUUAUAUUAUUUUGAAAAAUUUACCGUUCGCGAUGAACGAAAAAAAAAUUAUUGGAGAAUUUUAUUUAGAUGAUCUAUCAGAUUGUCCUGACAGUUAUUCAGGAAGUGAUAGUGGUGAUGAAAGUGAUGGCAGCGAUAUAAUAAUUGGGAAGCGAGGUUCAGAAGACUAUGAGAUAAGUAACGUCGAAGGCGAUGCAAAUAACGUUAGAGAUAACGAUGGCAUAUGGUCGACGAACGAUGAAACAAUAAUUUUGGAACCUUUCGAAGGCAGCCCCGGCAUAAAAAUUAUGCCAAGUUCUCCAGAAAGUAUGAUGGAUAGUGUCAAUUUAUUCAUUGGAAAUGACUUUUUCGAGUACUUGGUGAGAGAAAGCAAUAGAUAUCAUUAUCAGGCCAUGGAAAAAUAUAAAAUUCCAUCAAGAGUGAAAAAAUGGACAGAUAUAACGGUGCCGGAAAUGAAGAAGUUUUUAGGGCUAAUAGUUUUAAUGGGACAAAUAAAGAAGGACGUUCUCUACAACUAUUGGUCCACUGAUCGAAGUAUAGAAACUCCAUUCUUCUCACAAGUAAUGAGCAGGAAUAGAUUUGUGCAAAUAAUGCAGAGCUGGCAUUUUUGCAACAAUGAGAACAUUUCUCAUAAUUCACAUAGGCUUGCUAAAAUUCAGCCUGUCGUCGAUUAUUUAAAGCAAAAAUUUAUCGAUGUAUAUAAACCCUGUCAACAAUUGUCUUUGGAUGAGUGUGUAAUUCCGUGGAGAGGUAGACUUUCGAUUAAAACGUAUAAUCCCGCAAAAAUUACAAAAUACGGAAUACUUGUGAGAGUGCUGUGUGAAGCUGUCACAGGAUACGUAUGUAACUUUCACGUGUAUGCUGCUGAUGGCAAAAAAUUAGAAGACACUGUUUUAACGGUUAUUGAACCAUAUAAGAACAUUUGGCACCAGAUUUAUCAAGACAAUUACUAUAACAGUGUCAAUAUGGCUAAAAUUCUUAUGAAAAAUAAAGUGCGAGUGUGCGGAACCAUUCGAAAAAAUAGAGGUCUUCCUCGAUCACUCCAAAUAAUACAACUUUCAAAAGGCCAGUAUGAAUUUCGUAGAAAUCAUCAAAUUUUGUUGGAAGUAUGGAAUAAUGGCAAAAGAAACGUCAAUAUGAUCUCAACUAUACAUUCUGCACAAUUAACAGAAUCCAGAAAUAGAAGUAAAAAAUCAAACGGCCCCAUACAGAAGCCUAGGCAAAUGCCUAAUUCAAUCGUAAAUUAUAACAAAUAUAUGAAGGGCGUAGAUCGCGCGGACCAAUAUCUAUCGUAUUAUUCCAUUUUUAGAAAAACAAAAAAGUGGACUAAACGAGUUGUAAUGUUUUUUAUCAACUGUGCACUUUUCAAUUCAUUUAAAGCAUACACAGUUCUCAACGGAAAAAAUAUUACCUACAAUAAUUUCCUGCACAAAGUGGCAGUUUCGUGGAUAGAAGAUUGUGAAACUAAUUGUACAGAACAAGAUGACGAUCUACCUAAUUCUGAACCCACAAGAAGAACACCCAGAUUAGACCAUCCCGGAAGACUGUCGAAUUUCGGAAAACAUAAACUUAUAAAUAUAGUGACCAGCGGUCGAAGUGUAAAACCUCAAAGACAAUGUAGAGUUUGUACAAUUAAAAAAAAAAGAAGUAGAACAUGUUUUGUCUGUAAAUUUUGCAAUGUUCCACUACACAAAGGCGACUGUUUUGAACGAUAUCAUACUUUAAAAAAAUAUUAAACUAUUUCUUAUUUGAAGUAUGUCAAUGUAUGGAUUAUGGUAUAUUAUAUAACUAUUUAACUGAAAACCGUUGUAAUAGAUAAAAUAAAUAUAAUUUAGCAUUAAUAUCAUCAAAAUAAAAGAACUUAUUAAAUCGAAUUAUCCUAUAAUAAUAGAAAACGGGCAAUUUUAUCUGAGCAUACGAAAAGCACAGAUACUCCCGCGCGACAGUCUAAACCGAAACAGAGCCGGCGCCAGGAAGGAUUUGCGGCCGAGCGGACGUGCGUAUGCUGUUGAACCGCUAGCGGUCGGUAAAGUGUUAAGUAAUAGUGCAAUAUCUUUUUGUAUCGACUUUAAUAUACUAAAGUCUUUUUUUUUUUUUUAGGUUGUAUAUUCUCGAUAUGCUACCCCAUACUUUCUUGUGUAACAGACUGUAAAUGCUACCUCGAAUUCAUUACGAAUUCCUAUGGAGUAUAAAAGGAAUUCUUCUUGCAUCUGAAGAAGGACUCACAAAUGGUGACGCAAAAAUGAACUCUUUUUGAACUUUUAAGAAUAAUUUUAGAACAGAAAUGCGAUAAAGAAAGAAUUCAUUUCAUAAUUUACGAGUUCAAAAAGAAUUUUUUUCGAAUUCUUUUUGCUAUCUGGGCGGAGGAUGAGCGAGAGAUAUUUUUUAUAUUAUCUUUAUUAAUUAUUUGUUAUUUGUAAAGUUUAUGAAUAAGUUUUCACGCAGAGUUUUAUGGUGACAACAAAUGUUUUAUUUAACAUUCCGAUAAUUCAGUGAGA